AUGAUGACGUCAGAAGUAUGUUCAGGAUCGACAGCUGGUAUAUAAUAGGUCAGGCGAGAGGCAGCAUCACAGUGCACCUUCAGCUUCAUCUGCAAUACGUUCAUCCAACAACUACUUUACAAAAAUGAAACUGUUCGUGAUCGCCGCCCUCGUCGCCGUGGCCGCCGCCGGUCGCUUGGAGCACCUGGAGCGCUCCUACCUCCCCCCCGACAGCAACUCCAUCAGCAGCGGCCGCUCCCUCGGCAGCCACGGCGGCUUCGGCUCCUCCGGCUCCCACGGCGCCUUCGGAGCCAGCUCCGGAAACUUCGGCGCUGGAGCUCGGCAGCAAGGAGCCUUCGCCGGCGCCACCUCCAACCAGUACCUGCCUCCUAACCACGGACCUUCGGGAUCCAACGGAGCUCCUCAGUUCGCUGGUUCUCUCCAAGGUUUCGGUGGUGCCCAGAACUUCCGCAGCCAACAAAACGGUGGUCACCAAGGGGCUUCUGCUCAGCAGUACUCUGCCCCUAGCUCUCAGUACUCUGCCCCCAGCUCUCAGUACUCCGCCCCCAGCUCCCAGUACUCCGCCCCCAGGUCCCAGUACUCUGCCGCCCCAGCUCGCAGUACGGCGCUGCUCGUUCGGCCAGUCUGCCACCAGUCGUCAGUACCUCGCUCCUCGUGCCAGCUCCUCCCAGCAUUCGUGAUCGCUGCCCUCGUCGCCGUGGCUGCCGGAGCUCGCUUGGAGCAUCUUGAGCGUGCUUACCUUCCUCCCUUCGGUGCCAACGGUGGCUCAGCUCAGCUCGGCUCCCAAGGAUCCUUCGGAGGUAACUCCGGAGCCUUCGGCGCAGCUGGUGCUGAUCAGCAAGGUGCCUUCGCUGGUGCCACCUCCAACCAGUACCUGCCUCCUGACCACGGACCCUCUGGAUCCAACGGAGCUCCUCAGUUCGCUGGUUCUCUCCAAGGUUUUGGUGGCGCCCAGAACUACCGCAGUCAGCAAUACAGCGGCCAGCAACAGUACUCUGCCCCCAGCUCGCAGUACUCUGCCCCCAGCUCCCAGUACUCUGCCCCCAGCUCCCAGUACGGUUCCCAGGCCCAGUUCGGUCAGCAAGCCGCCGCCAGCCGUCAGUACCUCGCCCCCCAGGCUUCCUCCCAGCAGUACCCUCAACAAGCCUUCGACGAGGAAACCGGAUACCAUUACUAAGUGUGCAUUGUUUAGCAUGUAAUCUUGUAGGCCAGUGACAUAAUUUUUAUGUGGAAUAAUAGUUGUGUAUAA
Helicoverpa armigera (cotton bollworm) is the source of this 1249-nucleotide messenger RNA. RefSeq names its product pupal cuticle protein 36. The transcript has 5 exons. Bases 125 to 1177 code for a protein of 350 amino acids. Lineage: Eukaryota; Metazoa; Arthropoda; Insecta; Lepidoptera; Noctuidae. The record is from RefSeq and is a predicted model, not a curated record.